Molecule: messenger RNA, 1944 nt
Organism: Cheilinus undulatus (humphead wrasse)
Lineage: Eukaryota; Metazoa; Chordata; Actinopteri; Labriformes; Labridae
Gene: jazf1a
Product: JAZF zinc finger 1a
Exons: 5
Coding region: 175-906 (243 amino acids)
Cellular component (GO): nucleus
Source: RefSeq, a predicted model, not a curated record
GCCUCCCAGCUGCGUCCGCCGCUGUCCUGUCUGGUCUCCCGGUGUCUGCUCCGCCGCUCCGCGCUCUGCGGCGCUCCCUCCCCGAACCCGACGACUCUGCCACCUCGUUCACCGCCCCGGCUCCCGGUCCUCCCCCCCUCCCCUCAACCCGGUGAAUGCACCAGCGCCGAAACCAUGACGGGCAUCGCCGCCGCUUCUUUCUUCUCUAAUUCCUGCAGGUUCGGGGGCUGCGGUCUUCAGUUCGAGUCUCUCGCCGAGCUCAUCGUCCACAUCGAGGACAAUCACAUCGACACUGAUCCGCGGGUCCUGGAGAAGCAGGAGCAACAGCAGCCCACCUAUCUGGCCCUGAGCUACAUCAACAGGUUCAUGACAGAUGCGGCGCGCCGGGAGCAGGAGACCAUGAAGAAGAAGGCGACACCCAAGCUGUCCCUGUCCAUCACAGGCGGAGUGUCCAGGAACAGCACGGCCACGCCCCCUCGCCACACCAGCGGUAACCUGACGCCUCCCGUCACGCCCCCCAUCACACCCUCCUCCUCUUUCCGCAGCAGCACACCCACAGGCAGCGAAUAUGAUGAAGAGGAGGUAGACUACGAGGAGUCGGACAGCGAUGAGUCGUGGACCACAGAAAGCGCCAUCAGCUCUGAGUCCAUUCUCAGCUCUAUGUGUAUGAACGGGGGCGACGAGAAGCCGUUUGCUUGCCCUGUCCCUGGCUGUAAGAAGAGAUACAAGAAUGUCAACGGUAUCAAGUACCACGCCAAGAACGGCCACCGCACGCAGAUCCGUGUGAGGAAACCUUUCAAGUGUCGCUGCGGCAAAAGCUACAAGACCUCGCAGGGCCUGAGACACCACACCAUCAACUUCCACCCACCAGUCUCCACCGAGAUCCUGCGUAAGAUCCAAGGCUAGAGCCUGGGGAGGCAGCAACCCCAAACACAGCCCUAUAUCGUGACUCUACCUGACCCUUUUAUACCCACCCCACACACUAAAGGAUCAAGUGCAUGCUUUAAGUUCUACUUUUGUUUUCAUUUGUUUUAUUUGGUAUUUUAUUUUUUUCUAUCCACGUUAUAUCACUUGUAUUUUGGUAAGAAAACAAUGUAUCUUCGUAGUAUUUUUAAUGUUGUACAUUUGCACAUUCGUAUAUGCUAUCACGUUACUUUUUUCUAUUGUUUGACUUACAUAAGGUGCUAACUGUAAAAAACAACAGAAAGAAAAGACAAAAAAACAAAUGAUGAACGAGACAGAGGGAAACUUAAAAAUGAAGAUGUGAAACAGGGAGUGCAACCAAGCCCUGGCCCUUUCUCCUGCUAGAAAGAAGUUAACAUUAGCGCUGAUCUGAGGUCAGCUGUCAGUACACUCCUUUUCCUUUAGUUUCCUGAUCUCAGAUCUGUGCUUUGAUGGUAACUUCAGGGGCUAAAGUGCGAGAGUUAAGUUAUACUUUAAAUAGAUAUAUUGAUAUAUAAACAAUAGAUAUGUAUGUGUACAUAAAAAUAUAUCAAAGUAUUCAUGAGCAUAUACAUAAAUAGUUACACUUUAUUUUCAAGCUUUAUUUUAUAUAUUUUUGUCAGUGUUUUAGAUUUGAUGUUUUUUUCUAUGUAUCAAAAAGUGUUCCUUUCAUUCCAUAUUUGCUGGGACAGCCACCUCAGAGGUUCGAGGAGCUGAUUGGGCUCUGAGCGUGUGCAAAAUUCUUGCUGUUAAUUAGGAAGGGACGCUCAGCGCUGAAGGCCCAGGCCAGUAAUUCACGUCUGAAACAUUUCAUCUGGCACAGUACGCCAUCCAUGUACUCCAUAUCUCCAGUGUUUGCUCAUUCUGAGUGCCAGAGCUGCGUUCAAGAGACUUCAUUCUUUACUCCAGUUGCCAAGAUCUUCGUCGAUGUUUGGUUUUUUUUUUUCCAUGAUUGUUGCCAACAGCUCUCCACUGCCAAACAUUGACCAUACCAUGUGCCUG